This is a messenger RNA of Daucus carota subsp. sativus, 1566 nucleotides long. RefSeq names its product thaumatin-like protein 1b. Gene Ontology annotation, cellular component: extracellular region. The coding region runs from base 135 to 1028 and encodes 297 amino acids. The transcript is spliced from 3 exons. The record is from RefSeq and is a predicted model, not a curated record. Gene Ontology annotation, biological process: defense response. Lineage: Eukaryota; Viridiplantae; Streptophyta; Magnoliopsida; Apiales; Apiaceae.
CGCUCAUCCUUCCUUUACUUCAUCGACAUUGUACAUCACUCAAUCGCCACUACUUAACCUUGUUCUUCCUAUACUCAUCACAUACUAGUUCUCUCCGCGAUCAUCAUUCGUAUAAAUUUUCUCUGUUUCCAGCAAUGAUGUCUGGAUCUCCAUACAUUAUCCUUACCUAUCUCUCUAUGUAUCUCCUAAUCCACUCUGCAGGUACCGUGAGCUCUGCAACAUUUACAUUAGUCAAUCAAUGCAGCUAUCCCGUGUGGCCCGGUUUGCUCUCGGGCGCUGGCACUCCUCCCUUGUCCACCACCGGCUUUCUUCUCAGUCCCGGGGCUUCGAAUUCCCUGUUUGUGCCCCUCUCCUGGUCUGGAAGAAUCUGGGGACGCACUCUAUGUACGCUAGACUCCGCUAGUCAAUUCACUUGCGCCACUGCUGAUUGUGGCUCCGGGACAGUAGAAUGUGCUGGCACUGGCGCCAUUCCACCAGCCACUCUAGCAGAAUUCACCCUAAAUGGCGCUGAUGGCUUGGAUUUCUACGACGUCAGUCUCGUGGACGGCUACAACCUGCCAAUGACAGUAGUGCCUAGUGGCGGAACUGCUGGAAACUGCUCAGCUACGGGCUGUUCAGCCGAAUUGAACAGCCCCUGUCCAAUGGAGCUCAAGGUCCUGGGAGGGGAAGGUGGGAGCGAGAGUGUCGCGUGCAGAAGCGCCUGUGAGGCCUUCGGGGAUGCAAAGUAUUGCUGUAAUGGGGAAUACGGGACGCCUGAUACGUGCAAGCCAACAAUCUACUCGGAGUUCUUUAAGAGUGCUUGUCCACACGCUUAUAGUUAUGCUUAUGAUGAUGGUACCAGCACUUUUACGUGUGCCUCCGCGGACUAUACCAUCACAUUCUGUCCUUCCCCUGCCCCCGGGCGAAAAUCAUCUGGAGGGCCAGCAACAGCCGCAUUUCCAGACCCAGAUGGGUCAUCAGCUACUAAGUUGAGACUAGUUUUCGUUUUGCCAAUUCUGGCAAUAAUGUUCGGGCACUUGUUGAACUAGUAGUCUAAACUAGCUAGAAUAUCUAGCGAGGUUCGUCGCCCCAAUGAAGAAAAAAGAGGAGAUACUCUAACUGGCUUGGCUGAGUCCACUCCACUUUUGGAUUGAUGCUUGAAGGUGUCAACUUGAGCUCGAAGCCCCACCCCCGCAAUCCUUGACCUCUUCAGCAGGCGGCAGCCUGCAUUUGUGUUUGCAUGAUGACAAGAACUUGUUAUCCUAUUCCACACUUACAAAGUUACUCUCCCGUCUUGUACCUAGUGUACAACUCUCUCGCAGACAGCACAAGUCCUUUCGACUCUGUGACAGAAUUUUUAUUAACUUGGAUGAGGAUCUGAGAAAUCACGGACAAAACAUGAGACUAGACCCAGGGUCCAGGGUCACUGGCUCUGACAAUUGUUAGCUAAAUUUAUCAUAAGUGUUAUGUGCUAUAGUUGUAAAAUUUUGUUCAACCUUUUUCCAGACUUAUGUAAACUUGUAAACUGGAUUUAUAUUCAAUUCAAUUCGAUAUAUAUAUAUAUAUAUAUAAAUUUUCCCCUCUAAA